Messenger RNA from Hydractinia symbiolongicarpus, 3258 nucleotides. RefSeq names its product sodium- and chloride-dependent transporter XTRP3-like. Bases 203 to 2092 code for a protein of 629 amino acids. The record is from RefSeq and is a predicted model, not a curated record. Gene Ontology annotation, cellular component: membrane. The transcript has 9 exons. NCBI's taxonomy places the organism in Eukaryota, Metazoa, Cnidaria, Hydrozoa, Anthoathecata, Hydractiniidae. Gene Ontology annotation, biological process: sodium ion transmembrane transport.
GUUAGCAAACAAACAUAAAUUUUCAACCAAUCAGAAAUCAGACAUUCUUAUUAAACACAAUUGGUUAAAAAAAAAUACAACGAAUAGGACUAAAAUUUUAAAAAGUAAUCACAGUGCAUGCUUUUGUGAACACGUCCUUAAAGUAUCGAUCAAUUUUGUCGAAAAAAAAAUCAUCGCACUCUUUCGAUAAUAUUCGCUCACUAUGUACGCUGUACGUAACGAAGGUUUCGAACCUGAUCGAUACGAUAAAGAUUCAAAUGGCAUUAUCACCGUGAAAAUUAAUGGUUUGGCGGUUGCCGAUGAUAUUCCGAAAAAAGAAACGCCUGUACCUUUACCAACAGAAGAUGAGAGCAGAGAGGGAUGGGGGAACAAGUUUGAAUUCAUCCUCGCUAUUAUUGGAUUUGCAGUGGGUCUUGGUAACGUGUGGAGAUUUCCAUAUUUGGCGCAAAAAAAUGGCGGAGGUGCAUUUAUCAUUCCCUAUGUCAUCUCGUUAGUUUUCAUGGGAAUCCCUGUGUUCUUUCUCGAGUUGGCGAUUGGCCAACGUUUUCGUAAAGGACCUCUACAUGUCUGGAAUAAACUUGCGCCACGUUUAACUGGCAUUGGUUUAUCAUCAGUGAUUGUAUCUUUCCUUGUUGGAUGUUACUACAACAUGAUAGUGGCUUGGUGUUUUUAUUAUCUCUUUAUAUCAUUUCAAAAAAAUAUACCGUAUGCAGAAUGUCCGUGCGUGGGUGGCACAUGUAAUGCAACGCACCCUGUUUACGUGCCCGAAUGCGCUAAGUCAUCCGCAACGACUUAUUAUUGGUAUCGUGUAGCGUUAAACGCAUCAGACAGUAUCGAAGAAAGUGGUGGAUUGAACUGGAAACUCUGUUUAUGUUUGCUACUAGCAUGGACCAUUAUAUUUGCAAUCACGUGUAAAGGUGCAGAAUCGAUGGGCAAGGUUGUUUACUUUACGGCGUUAUUCCCUUAUGUUGUCCUCAUCAUAUUUUUUGUUCGUGCCAUGAUGCUGGAUGGAGCAUCUGAUGGAAUAGUACAUAUGUUCACACCCCAGUUUGAGAAGCUAGCAGAACCUGAAACAUGGCUUGAUGCGUCAACUCAGAUCUUUUAUUCUCUCGGUCUUGCAUUUGGUGGCUUGAUCUCAAUGUCAAGUUACAAUGACAUCAACAACAAUGUUGUUCGUGAUGCGCUUCUUGUGUCUUGCGUCAACUGUGGAACAUCAAUAUUUGCUGGCAUCGUGAUCUUUGGAAUACUAGGAUAUAAGGCAAAUGUCAAUUACAACCAUUGUCAAAAAGAACCUUCAAGCUUUGUUGCGCCAGCCCAAGUAAAUGGGACAUGUGACAAAACAUACUUUUUGAAUCAAGUUGCUCAAGGACCAGGCUUGACUUUCAUAGCAUUUACUGAAGCAAUGUCUACAAUGAGUGUCCCUCAACUAUGGAGUGUCAUGUUUUUCCUUAUGUUGCUUACUCUUGGUAUCGGAAGCAUGCUGGGUACCUACGAAGCUGUCAGGACAACCGUGGUGGAUUUAAAGGUCCUGCCAUUCAGGAAAGAGAUUGUUUCGUUUAUAUUAUGCGUAAUAUCAUUCUCAUUUGGAUUGCUAUUUUGUCAACGCUCUGGAGAAUACUGGUUACAGAUGUUCGACUCGUUCGCAGCUAACAUUGGAUUGCUAUCAAUUGCUUUCUUUGAGAUUAUCAUUGUUGUUUACGUGUAUGGAAUAAGCAACUUUGAAAAAGAUAUACUUUUUAUGUUGGGACAUAAACCAAACUGGUAUUGGAAAAUAAUGUGGAUGGUAGUUUCGCCGUUUUUAAUAUUUGUUAUAAUCGUGGCUUCAAUAUAUGGGCUGGCAUCAAAAUCUAUCACAUACAGUCCUUGGAAGAGUGGCGAGGCUAAAGUUGUUGAUUCUGAAUAUCCAUCCUGGGGCGUGGCACUGUGUUUUAUUUUGGUGGUUGCCUCUGUGAUCAUGAUUCCACUAGCAGCCGUGCUAGUUCAUUUCGAUUUGUUCAGAGUGCCUGGCACAGAUGAAGAGGAAAAAGAUGGCGAACUAAAACCAAUACCACCCUCUGUUUCAACUAUGCCUCUUACAGAUAAUGAACGUUAAAAAUGUACCUUACGCAAGUCUCCAUAGCAAAGUUAGACCAAAAGUUUUAUUUGUGUCAAACUUCUCUUCUAGCCUGCCAUGUUUUUAAAUCUAACACGCAUAGGGGUACCAGUUUACCAAUUAUGAUAACUCGCCCUCCCAAACAUUUUAUGUAUGUAAGCUUUGUAUAUAUAGUACUUGACUAGUAAGAUUGGAUUUUCACUAAUUAAGCUUUUUUGUGACUUAGUGUAGAUCUACCUUUGGAAAAUAUUGACGAAAAAAAAGGAAAAUUGAUUAUUAAUUUUAUUACUCGUAGAGCGCUAAGAUUUAAUGUUUUUAAAUAAGCGUUCAUGAUGGAGUUUGGUUUACUAUAACCGAGUUCCAAGGGGUGAUUUUUGCAACAGCACGUGUCUUCUUUCGUACCAAAAAAGCAAAAAAAAACCCUGGGAACAAGGUUGGAUUUACGAAUCAACGUAGAAAUUUUUAUAUUAUGUGCUCAUAAAAACUUAUUUAAAUAUUUUUUGUUUUAGUCGGUUUUUGGAAUAAAAUACUGGUCAUAUAUUUACGAGUUCCACCGCAGUGCCUCUAGCUGCGGAAUAGUCCUAGAAUUGUCAGAAAGCGCAUCUCUUUUAAGAGAAGAACAUGUCUGGGAGCGAGGGUUGCAAGAUUGGAUUGUUAUUUUUGUUUUGUUUUGUUUUGUUUUGGAACGAUUAUUAUUGUUUGAAUAAUUUUUUUGACUUGGGCAAUUUUAACAAUGUUGACCAUUUACUCAAUGAACAUUUAGUGUAUGAGUAAUUCUAUUGAACAACCUUCAGGCCUGUAACUGUGGUGGCAGAGGAGGCAAACCCUUCCCCCCCUUUCACCCGCCUUCCCUCCAUGACCUAAAAAACGUAAAAAAUAUCACUCUAUUUCUUUAUUUAAUAUAAAUUGCAUCGUUUUCAGAUAAUCCUGCUUGAAUUACUUGAAAACGUUUUAGCCCUUAUAUUAUUGUCCCACCUCUCAGCCCCAUAGAAACAAUUUUACUUCCUGCAAGCCUGACCAUAGUCACGUGACCAUGUUCAACCUAUCAAUGUGUAUAAAAUUGAUUAGUUAUUUUUUAUAUAAAUAUAUAUAUUUUAUAGUAAGUUUGAACAUGUAUGUAAAAAGUGCGUUCUUUUGAGACAUGUAAAUAACAUCGUAAAUGAUCA